AUGAAGUGUGUGAUUGGAGGGACCCACCUCAGAGUGUUUGGACGAGCAAUACAUGCCAUAGCACGAAUUAGUGAUGAGUUUUGGUUUGACCCAAAUGAAAAAGGUCUUGCUCUAAGAUCAGUGAAUUCUUCUAGGUCAGCGUAUGCAUGUGUCUUCUUUUCAUCUAUGUUUUUUCAACAUUACUGCUGGACAGCUGAACCUGAACUCUGUCAGACAAAAAGACAAUUACCCCUUACGUGUAAAUUAGUAAUGAAGUCAGUCCUCCCUGUGUUUAGAUGGCUAAACACACUAGAAAGGAAUGUAGAGAAGUGCAACAUUUAUACAAAUGUUAAUGAUUGUCAUAUAACUUUUAAGCUCUUCUGCAAACACGGUAUUGUAAAAACUUAUAACCUGGCUUUUCAUGAAAGUGAACCUUUACAAGCUGUUUUUUCAAGGCAUAUGUGUCCUAAUGUACUGAAGAUCCAAUCGAGGCUGCUGACUGAUAUAAUGAUUCAUUUUCCAACCUAUCAAGAGGAAGUAACUGUAGCUGUUACACCAAUUAAAGUUUGUUUCAAGAGUUAUACUGAGGAAGAAAUUGAUUUUUCAAAGGCAAUGCACACUAAAAUACAUCUUAAUCCAGAUGAAUUUGACUACUUUCAAAUUGGAGUAGACUCUGAAGUAACAUUUUGCCUUAAAGAACUGAGGGGUCUACUAGGAUUUGCAGAGGCUACUAGCGCUAGUGUCUCAAUUCAUUUUGAUGUGUCUGGAAAACCAAUUGCUUUCAGUACUGAGGACAUGAUGGUAGAAGCCAGCUUUGUUUUGGCUACGUUAGCUGACAUUGAAAAUAGGGAAUCCUCUCAGCAAUCUCUUUGCCUUUCACAAAGACAGAAAAGGCGUACCUUGAUGAAGGCCCAUGCAGAUAAUGUUGAAAAUGUCUCAAACAACUCUGCAGAUAAUAGUAAUACAGAAAUAAUAGCUUCAAAAAAGCCUUGUUGGACUGAAAGAGCAUAUAGCAACACAAAGUUACCUGUAGAAUGUAGGAAACUUCUAUCAAAAGGAGAUGAUGUUAUUCCUAUAAUCUCAAAAAACGACAUAAACAACAUGGAAGUAUUGGACAUGAGUCCAGCAGGUGACAUUAAAAUUGUGGAGGAAGUACCCCCCUCAUAUUCUGAUCCGUGCAAGGUACAUUCCUAUGCAAUCCACCAGGUCUUACCUAUAGCUAUCUUGAGAAAUAACUUGAUCAGCAGUAAAAAAAAGUCCCAGGAAUAUUUUGUAUGUACAAAAACUCACUUUAUUAAAUAUUGCAUUUUCCAGUUUCAUUCACUUUUCUUUGGAGCAGUUUCAUUUAAGGAGCAAGACGUCAUCAGCCACACACUCCAUAGUUUGGCCACAGCUAGUGAUGCUGAAGACGAUUUUGAUAAUGAGCAGCUCUCCCAAGUUGUCUAGGGAUAUGUAGUGCCUGUACAACCUUUGCACAGAUGUUUACAUUCUCUUUAGGUAUUAAAGUCUGUUUUACAUGCAUAAUAAAUGGCUACAGGCUAUUUUACAAACUUGUUGCAACACUUCCAUAAUGGAAAUUUCCUAGGGUUUUCUACUUUUAGAUUACAUAGAAAUUAGAACAGUAAAUAGAAACUGCUGUUGAUACUUGUAUUUUAUAUUCUAGCCUAUUACUAAUGUUAGUGAUUUUGAGUAACUCCUAAGAAAGCUAGAGUUUCAAGCUCUCAAGUGAACAGAGCUUGUUUGAUUGUGCAGUUUCCCUCUUCUGCAAUAAAAAUACAUAAAGGUACUGGUUAAAACUCUUCAAUGAUUCAGUGUUUCAUCAUUUCCUGUUAUAGUCGCAGGUUAAAAUAUGUAAAUAUUUUAUAUUCCAAUUUAUGUGGAAGCUUAACAAAUAUGUAAUAUGCAUCCAUAAAGCUUUAAGCACAAGUCUUUUACCCUCUAUUAUAACCAUUCUAUGUCAGCCAGUUGUAUGGAUGUGUCAUCUUGAAACUGUUGAAAUUUUCAUUUUCAUAAUUCAGUACUGGUGUAGUGCUGGAUUAAGGAUCUCAGAUUGUCAGGUACACAUGAUAGCCCUAAAAUGGGUUGGGGUGGUAUUUUAGAGCAGAGGUUCUCAAACUUCGUUGCACCACAGCCCCCUUCUGACAACAAAAAUUACUACACAACCCCCGAAGAGGGGACUGAAGUCUGAACCUGCCUGAGCCCCACUGCCCCAAUUGGCAGGGGCCCAAAGCCAGAGCCCUAUCACCCCAGGGUGGGAGGGGCAAAGCCAACCCCCCCAGAGCUUCAGCCCCAGGUAGGGGGCUUGUAACCUGAGCUCCACCACCUAGGACGGAAGCCCUCGGGCUUUGGCCCCAAGCCCCAACAAGUCUAAACCAGCCCUGGCCCAUUAAAACAGCCCAUUAAAACAGUGUUAUGCCCUAUUUGGGGUCUCAGGCCAGUUUGAGAAUCACUGUUCUAGAGGCUCCACAGCUGUUAUACUCACCUGAACUACUGAGUACACUGCUCCAGGAGAAUUAAAGAUAUACAUGUGACAUUCAAAGUAUUGGGGUAGCAAAUCCAUGCACUCUAGCUAGGG
Molecule: messenger RNA, 2554 nt
Organism: Chelonoidis abingdonii (Abingdon island giant tortoise)
Lineage: Eukaryota; Metazoa; Chordata; Testudines; Testudinidae
Source: RefSeq, a predicted model, not a curated record